CAAGCGUCUCUUUUCUCCUCCUCCUGUGCGCACGCGCGAGCGGGAGCGAUGUCGAGCCUGGCUUCCCGCGACGUUUCGGGCCUCCCCGCCGCCGCCCCGGUCGAGCAGACGCCGCCGCCUUCCCUCAAGCCCUGCUGCGCCUGCCCGGAGACCAAGCAGGCGCGGGACACUUGCAUCAUUGAAAAAGGAGAAGAGCACUGCGGUCCUCUUAUCGAGGCCCACAAAGAAUGUAUGAGAGCCCUUGGCUUUAAGAUAUGAACAAAAGCAGCAGCAGAUUUGAGUGGAUGGUGAUUUCCUGUUGGAUGACUUUGACCUUCAUAUCAGCUUGAAUGUUUUUGUAUACCUUUAUCAGAAGAUGAAUUUAUUUAAAUAUAUUGAGAAUAUAUUUAAAAUGGAUUUGUAAAUCAAAGCAAUAUAUAUAUCUAUAUA
This is a messenger RNA of Eublepharis macularius, 429 nucleotides long. Its product is annotated as cytochrome c oxidase copper chaperone. NCBI's taxonomy places the organism in Eukaryota, Metazoa, Chordata, Lepidosauria, Squamata, Eublepharidae. The record is from RefSeq and is a predicted model, not a curated record. Gene Ontology annotation, cellular component: mitochondrial intermembrane space. The transcript is spliced from 3 exons. Gene Ontology annotation, biological process: mitochondrial respiratory chain complex IV assembly. Gene Ontology annotation, molecular function: copper chaperone activity; copper ion binding. The coding region runs from base 49 to 258 and encodes 69 amino acids.